AUGGGAACAAUCCGCUUCGUCUUCCUAUUCUACACUACACUGGCCAGCAGGGCCAGCAGCAGGACCAGCAGGGCCAGCACGACCAACAGGACCAGCAGCUGGACCAGCAGGGCCAGCAGGGCCAGCAGCAGGGCCAGCACGACCAACAGGACCAGCAGCUGGACCAGCAGGGCCAGCAGGGCCAGCAGCAGGACCAGCAGGGCCAGCAGCAGGACCAGGAGGGCCAGCAGGGCCAGCAGCAGGACCAACAGGGCCAGCACGACCAACAGGGCCAGCAGCAGGUCCAGCCGGACUAGGAGGGCCAGUAGGGCUAGCAGCAGGACCAACAGGGCCAGCAGCAGGACCAGCCAGACCAGGAGGGCCAGCAGCAGGGCCAGCACGACCAACAGGGCCAGCAGCAGGACCAGCUGGACCAGGAGGGCCAGCAGGGCCAGCAGCAGGACCAGCAGGGCCAGCAGCAGGGCCAGCAGCAGGACCAACAGGGCCAGCACGACCAACAGGGCCAGCAGCAGGUCCAGCCGGACCAGGAGGGCCAGCAGCAGGACCAGCAGGGCCAGCAGCAGGACCAGCAGAGCCAGCAGCAGGACCAGCCGGACCAGGAGGGCCAGCAGGGCCAGCAGCAGGACCAACAGGGCCAGCACGAUCAACAAGGCCAGCAGCAGGCCCAGGAGGGCCAGCAGGACCAACAGGGCCAGCAGCAGGACCAGCAGCAGGACCAGCAGGGCUAGGUGCAGUGGGGCUAGCAGCAGGACCAGGAGGGCCAGCAGCAGGACCAGGAGGGCCAGCAGCAAGGACCAGCGGGGCUAGCAGCAGCA
Ornithorhynchus anatinus (platypus) is the source of this 815-nucleotide messenger RNA. RefSeq names its product TRIO and F-actin-binding protein-like. The transcript has 2 exons. Lineage: Eukaryota; Metazoa; Chordata; Mammalia; Monotremata; Ornithorhynchidae. The record is from RefSeq and is a predicted model, not a curated record. Bases 1 to 807 code for a protein of 268 amino acids.